AUGAAACAAGUAAGGCCAUACACAAAAUAUGGUGCUAUUGUUCCCAUUAUUUUUUCGUUUGUUCGGAUGGACAACAUAGAAUCACUGAAACUUGACGAAAUAGAUAUUUUCCUGGAAGAAAAAAUAUCUGACGAACCGCCAGUGAAUGACGAACGCAUUGCACGCGUAUUGACCGAGUCUAACAGAUUGUUUAACCACAUAGUUUCACAAAUUAUCUACUUAUACUACCAAUCGUUCCACUACGACUUUGGUUUAAAUUGUAAAAAUAUUCAUCUUCUGAUUAAACGUCUACAUAACACUCUAUCUCACUGUAUAGAUUACAAGGAACCUCCAAAUUUGUCAAUUAAAAAGUUGCUGUUUGAAAUAGAAAAUUAUUCGCUCGAUAAAUCAUUAAAUGAUCCUGAAAUAAACGAGUCACUCGUUUAUUUCCCUAAAAAGUGUCCCAUCACUCAAAUACACUUCACUGAUCCUGUCACACAGAGAUUUUCCCUAGACCCGGAGGCCUGUCCUCAUACUUACGAGCGUACUGCCAUCGCUAGAUACCUUAACAGUUGCGACAAGAAGAUCUGCCCUGUGGCAGGCUGUGGAAGGUUUGUUAAACCAACCAAUUUGACAAAGGAUUGGGAUGUUUUGCAUACAAUUUAUGUGCAUGAUUUAAAUUGUCUAGCGACGACCAACCACUAA
Molecule: messenger RNA, 684 nt
Organism: Babesia microti strain RI
Lineage: Eukaryota; Apicomplexa; Aconoidasida; Piroplasmida; Babesiidae
Product: conserved Plasmodium protein, unknown function
Exons: 5
Coding region: 1-684 (227 amino acids)
Biological process (GO): double-strand break repair via homologous recombination; protein sumoylation
Cellular component (GO): Smc5-Smc6 complex; nucleus
Molecular function (GO): SUMO ligase activity; zinc ion binding
Source: RefSeq, a predicted model, not a curated record